Molecule: messenger RNA, 1895 nt
Organism: Pseudoliparis swirei
Lineage: Eukaryota; Metazoa; Chordata; Actinopteri; Perciformes; Liparidae
Exons: 6
Coding region: 81-1895 (604 amino acids)
Source: RefSeq, a predicted model, not a curated record
CCGCAUGACUCGUCUCGUGUCGACCGUGUUCUGGUCGUGUUUGUCUUUUGGUGUUCCACCUGGUGUCCUAGUGACUAUGAAUGGACUCCGGUCCUGAUGAGGUACCAUCUGCUACACAGGCAGCACCAGCCAAGGCUCAGGGUCCACCAGUAGAUGCUCCUGCAUCUCCAUCUGUGAAGAGACCUGAGCCCGUUCCCCAGGAGCUCGUGUGUCUGAUGCCAGAAGCAGCACGUCAUCCUUUAACAGAGCCGACUGUCACACUUCCUGGUGAGCCAUUCCCCAGGCCAAUAGCCGUCCCCACCGGUCCUCCUCCACAGCUUCCUGGCUACGACCAUGACGUCAGCCAGUGGACUUGUUCACAGCAGCAGAGGAUCUGGAUAAAGACGGAGCUGGAAGCUAUGGGUCUCUGGCCAGGAUCCAUUCCUGUGCGGAACCCCAUGAAGAUGGUGUCACUGUGGCGUUUCCCUCCCCAGCCGGAAUUGAUCGACAGCAUCUCCGAUCUUCCUUCCCCAAAGUACUUUCAGCUCCAUCCCUUUUUCAUAUGGAAGCCAGAAAACGAUAACCUCAUGGGGAGAAUGAGGAACAACGACACUCUGCCGUGUAUGGGAGGUUGUGCCCGGCCUCAAGUUGCCUCUGCAGGUGUUGGGAGACCUCGUGUGGUUGUUGGUCUCACUGGACAGUAUUACCUGCUCUCAUCCAGGCUGUGCUGCAAGGUCUGCAAAAAGAAGUGGUACGCUGACAACCCACUGUGGCUGGAGAAGUUACCAAAGAGGUACACAAACCUCUUGCCAGCCAACCUGACCUACAAGAAGGCGAUAUGUAAAUCUGUCAUGGACGAGCUCAGGCGGACCGGUAACUCCCCCGCCGACAUGACGAAGCAGGUAAUGGAGGUGAUGCACCUGAAAUUUGAACGUGCUCACCUGGCCCACCUCCUCAGCUGCCAAAAUGUCAUGGAUGGGGAGGCGGGACACUAUGACCAAAGACCCAUCACUCAGUUCUUGCGUCAGGCAACCAAGCCGGCUCCCUUCGGCGAGUCCAGUGAUUCAGAUGCUGGAACGUACAAACAGCAGGAGAGGGCCAUGAACACACUUUUGCAGGGUACCUUUGGACAGGCUUUCCGCUCAGACCACACACGCAAAAUUGCAAGGAAGGUCACCUUCUCAUCCGGCAGCAUGUCCUCGUAUGCAGUCAUGAAUGAAAAUUGGAUGAUCCUUUCAUGGGUGAUGGUGCAGUCCGAGACGGAGAAGUCCCUGGAUUGCUGUGCAGCAUUCAAAGUGGCAGAAUCCCAUGCAGGAGAGCAUCUGAACUGGGAUUCUUGGCAAACAACUGAUGCCAUCGUUGCCCAGGCCACUUCUGGUAACCUGCUGAACACGUGUGCAUGGCGGUCCCAUUUCAAUGGGAACUUGAGCAUCAAGCUGGACUUGUUCCAUUGCAUGAGGAGGUUCCUGCGUGAGUGUGUGACGGAGCAUCAUGCACUCUAUAGCUCUUUUGCUCAGUUCCUGUCUGCAGCCUUUUCUGUGGUGGAUCAGGAAGACCUGCAGCAGCUUAAAGACGCCUAUGCCUUCUGUGGAUUCAGCUUGCCAACCCAACCAAGCAGGACCAGGAUCACAGAGCCCGAGGAGCUCGUCAAGCGAGUGGAGGGAGUGUUCCAGCAGUUUCACCUGGCCAGUGAUCCAAAUGGCGUUCCCCUCUUCAAGCCCUCUAUGCUGAAGGUGUGGCGGAUCCAGCGCGUGCACAUCCUGCGAGGUUGCCUGAGUGAUCCUGUGGUUGAAGGAGGGAUUUUGUAUCGGCGCGGAGGAUCAGUGCAGCUGAAUCACGUGCAGGGUGAAGGGGCCAGAGUUCCUGUGUGGAUCCCCAGCUGGAGGGAUAUCACUUCCACCAGGCUCAGUGGGUGA